UUUCCUUCUCUUCGCUUCUCUUGGUCCACACCGCACUACUGCAACUCGCUGCCCUUACCGCCUGCGGAGUAGAGCCUCACCAUCUUUCGGUGACCAGCAAUCACGAUUUGGCUCUCAAUCUCAAGCCAUGGCCCUGAAGAACAAAAAUUCAAAGAAGAAAGACACAGGUCCUAAGGGAAGGAAUAAGAUGGGCAAGAGAUUCUCUAUGGAAGAAGACCCCCUUUUUAGUGCCGAACCCGAGAAGAGGCGAAAAAUUGAUUUCAAGGACGAUGACAUCGAGUCAGAGGACGACAGUGAAAUCCUGGGCUCCGACAUUGGAGAAGAAGACGGAGACUUGGCGGCAGAUGAGGAAGAGAAUGCAGAUGAGAAGAGGCACCGUUUAGCUGCAGAGCUGGUAGAGAAGUACCGAGCUGCAGAGAGGAGAAAGAAGGAAGAGGAAGAUGAAUACGAGGAUGGAAGAGGGACUGAGAAAGAAGGCGAGAGGGAUACACUCGUGGCGCAGAUUUUGAUGCAGGAGCAGUUGGAGGAGAGUGGCCGUGUUAGGAGAGUAAUUGCUUCCAGGGUUCAGAAACCUGAAGCUGUUGAUGGAUUUCGGAUCUUGGUAAAGCACCGGCAAUCUGUUACUGCUGUAGCUCUAUCUGAGGAUGAUUCAAUGGGCUUUUCAGCUUCCAAAGAUGGAAUUAUUAUGCACUGGGACAUAAAUAGCGGCAAAGGUGAAAAAUACCUAUGGCCUAGUGAGGAACUGCUGAGGUCACAUGGGGUCAAGGACCCACAAGGUCAAGCAAAAAAAAGAAGCAAACACGUUCUAUCACUGGCUGUCAGCUCUGAUGGUCGGUAUUUGGCAACUGGAGGAUUGGACCGGCAUGUUCAUUUGUGGGACACCCGUACAAGAGAUCAUAUUCAGGCUUUUCCAGGUCACAGAGGGCCUGUGUCAUGCUUGACCUUUAGGCAAGGGACUACCGAACUUUUUUCUGGUUCAUUUGAUCGAACAAUCAAGAUAUGGAAUGCUGAAGAUAGAGCUUAUAUAAAUUCAUUAUUUGGUCACCAAAGUGAGGUAUUAUCAAUUGAUUGCCUACGGAAAGAACGGGUGUUGGCUGCUGGACGUGAUAGGACUAUGCAGUUGUUUAAGGUUCCUGAAGAGUCACGACUGGUUUUCCGAGCUCCCAUGUCAAAUCUAGAAUGUUGUUGCUUUAUCAGCAACGAUGAAUUCUUAUCUGGUUCAGACGAUGGAAGCAUCGAGCUCUGGAAUGUAGUGCGAAAGAAGCCUGUGAACAUCAUAAAAAAUGCUCAUGCUCUGUCGGUUCCCACUAACAAUUUCAGUGGCAGCAAUAGUCAUAUAAUUGCCAAUGGUCAUGCUGAAAAUGGUGAUCACAAUCUUGGAAGCAAUCAUUGUUCAUCAGCUUGUUCCUGGGUCAGUUCAGUCAGUGUAUGCCGAAACAGUGAUCUUGCUGCAUCAGGAGCUGGUAAUGGUUUUGUCCGCUUAUGGGCUAUUGAAGGUGAAACCAAAGACAUUCGUCCACUAUAUGACCUUCCACUGGUGGGGUUUGUGAAUUCCCUGAAUUUUGCAAAAUCUGGACGGUUCCUCAUUGCUGGAGUUGGACAGGAACCUCGUCUAGGAAGGUGGGGACGUCUUUCGGAUGCCUGCAAUGGAGUUGCCAUUCAUCCCCUUAAGCUUUCAUAAGUUAGAGCAAGCGUUUUGUAAGAUCUCUUCAAUUUUGACUGCCCAAGAGAUCCGGGUGACCAAAUACUAAGAAGCAUGAAAGAAAAAGAGAAGAAAAAGAAAGAUAUUUCCCUCGAGGCAUACUUUGUUAAUUUUUGCCAGUUUAUGUAGUGUGUCUGUCCUCUGUAAUGGAACAAGGAAACAGAUGCACCAUUACAUUUUAUCAGAGAACGUCGACUGGAAUUGCGAGAAUCUUGCAACGAAGUAGAAACGAGAAAUAGUGUGGGUACUAAUGAAUAUAUAUAGCCCAUAGGAGUGGUCGUUGAGUUUUUUUGCUCGUUUUAUGCGGAGAAUGGAGUACAAGAUUAAACAAUUUUCAUGCAAAGUUUUCUUCUCAAUUUGGGAAACAAUUGCCUUAGUUUGACUACAGAUUAAAUAAUUGAAAUAGUUUUUGGAUUGCUCGACAGAAA
This is a messenger RNA of Tripterygium wilfordii, 2130 nucleotides long. Its product is annotated as U3 snoRNP-associated protein-like EMB2271. The record is from RefSeq and is a predicted model, not a curated record. The transcript is spliced from 8 exons. Gene Ontology annotation, molecular function: snoRNA binding; protein binding. Lineage: Eukaryota; Viridiplantae; Streptophyta; Magnoliopsida; Celastrales; Celastraceae. Bases 128 to 1681 code for a protein of 517 amino acids. Gene Ontology annotation, cellular component: small-subunit processome.